Podospora pseudocomata is the source of this 1887-nucleotide messenger RNA. It is a transcript of the gene ade5, whose product is annotated as Bifunctional purine biosynthetic protein ADE5,7. The transcript has 3 exons. Gene Ontology annotation, cellular component: cytoplasm. Bases 282 to 962 code for a protein of 226 amino acids. The record is from RefSeq and is a predicted model, not a curated record. Gene Ontology annotation, molecular function: phosphoribosylglycinamide formyltransferase activity. NCBI's taxonomy places the organism in Eukaryota, Fungi, Ascomycota, Sordariomycetes, Sordariales, Podosporaceae. Gene Ontology annotation, biological process: 'de novo' IMP biosynthetic process.
UCAGUGAGCCUUGAUCCACACCUGCAGGAGGUGCGCCGUUUAAAACUUUUACCUUCAUGUCGACAUACACAAAUUGACGAAUGAUGACGACCCCUGACGAGAUCAGACUCCAUACUCUGUAAACACUCAUCCGAUUGUCUCAGUAUCACCGUUGAACCAAAGUCUGCAGUCAGAAACCACUGAACUCGGGGGCGCAAACCUUCAAGAAACCUCACCCUCAACCCCGCCAUCAACCCCUCCCCCGCACUCACUCACAUCACCACACACACACACACACCAAAAUGUCAGACCCCUGCAAAAUCCUCGUCUUCGCCUCAGGCAACGGCUCCAACUUCCAAGCCCUCAUCGACGCCGUCUCCUCGGGCGCCAUCCCCAACUCCAAGAUCAUCCGCCUCAUCGUAAACAAGAGCAAAGCCUACGCCACCACCCGCGCUGACAACGCCGGCAUCCCCUGGGAAUACUUCAACCUCAUCUCCCACGGCUUCCGCCAAAAGGGCGAGACCGACCCGGCCAAGCUCCAGGAGUCAAGAGAAAAGUACGAUGCCGCCCUCGCGGAGAAGGUGCUCAAGGGGGAUUACAAGCCCGACCUGGUGAUUUUGGCCGGGUGGAUGUAUGUCUUUGGAAAGGCUUUCUUGGAUCCGCUUGAGGCGGAGGGGAUCAAGAUUAUCAACUUGCAUCCUGCGCUGCCAGGCAAGUAUGAUGGCACCAAUGCUAUUGGGCGGGCGUUUGAGGACUUUAAGGCCGGCAAAUUGGAGGACAACAAGACGGGUAUCAUGGUGCAUUAUGUCAUUGCUCAAGUUGACAGGGGGGCUCCUAUUCUGGUGAAGGAGAUUGAGUGCCGCGAGGGCGAGGAGUUGGAGCAGCUGGAGCAGAGGAUACAUUCUCACGAGCAUGAGCUGAUCGUUGAGGCGGCUGCCAAGGUGGCAGGUGAGAUCUUGGACAAGAAGAACAAGACACAAUAAAAGACGACAGGCUCGAGCCGUUGAUUCUGCCCAGGCAUCCCAUGCUUUUACCACGCCUCUUCAUGUCCCAGGAUCAAGACAUAAUUCCACGUGGUGGAAGUAUUAAUGCUGGUGUUGAGCAAAGAGACGUUUUUCAAUGGUGUCUCUUGGAGGUGGUGAGGUUGUUGGGUGUUUGGGGUUUGGGGGUGCAGGUUGUUUCGAGCAAAUUUCGAGGGGCGAUACUUGGGAAGAGAAUGCGCCCCGGCUGAGGAUUGGGGUUGUUUGCUUGCGACAUUGCCCUUCACCAGAGUUGACUCAAGUGUUAAACUGUUUAUUUAGCAGAAAGCUCUGUGAGGAAAAUUUGCCAUCACAAACUAGUAGCCUUUUGUGUGCCGAGAAACGCAUGAAAGCGAGGUGAUUCAAGCAGGGAAUCGCCCGGAGCCAACCUCACUUCACCGUCACGUCGAGCAUGGGUUUUGGAAAUCUCGGCCCUGGAUUCAGAUCAAUGGGCUUGAGCUAGGUGAUAAAUUUACGGCCAGAUUUGGGCAAAUAGGUUCUCUUGCAUAACUGUCUAUCUCUUCUCUUCCCCUUGAGCAAAACCAUUUCGAGUGCAAACUUGGCUUCCACCUCAACAUAAAGUACCUGUCAGAUUAACCCACUCAAAGAGAACAAGCCCGCCACCUAUUUCCAUCUAAAGCAUAACAUCAUCUGGUAUCUGGAAAAGCCUGAAAGCCAUCUUACGAUUCAUAAUCAUCCCGGUCCUACUCCUCCAACUCAUCUAUCUCAUCAUGCCCAUCGUCUUCCGAGAAAUCAUCCUCAUCGUCUUCCGAGUCACCAUCCAUAUCCACGUCCGAACCGCUGUAUCGAUGUUCCCAAGGGCAGACCAUGCUGUUGUUGACAGAUUUGAUCAUCGCCGCCAGACUCACUCGGUCUGUUGUUCCUCUCC